Messenger RNA from Aspergillus ibericus CBS 121593, 1825 nucleotides. RefSeq names its product putative ATP citrate lyase subunit (Acl) (gene aclA). The record is from RefSeq and is a predicted model, not a curated record. The transcript has 2 exons. Gene Ontology annotation, cellular component: succinate-CoA ligase complex. Bases 138 to 1595 code for a protein of 485 amino acids. Gene Ontology annotation, molecular function: succinate-CoA ligase (ADP-forming) activity. Lineage: Eukaryota; Fungi; Ascomycota; Eurotiomycetes; Eurotiales; Aspergillaceae. Gene Ontology annotation, biological process: succinyl-CoA metabolic process; tricarboxylic acid cycle.
CCUCCAGGUAUACACUCUUGCCCAUCCGGGGUUCACUUCCCAUAUACACCCGCCCUCGUCCUCCAUCCAUUGCUCUUUCGCUCCUCUUACACCUCUUAGUAUAAUCCUACCCCUCUUCUCCCACCUAUACGAUCAUCAUGUCCGCCAAGUCGAUUCUCGAGGCUGAUGGCAAGGCCAUCCUCAACUACCACCUCACCCGUGCCCCCGUUAUCAAGCCUACUCCUCUUCCUCCGUCCUCCACGCACAACCCUCCUCCUAAGCUCGCCUCCCUCCACUUCCCCGAAGACAUCGCCGUCAAGGAUGUCCUCGACCAGGCUGAGGUGCUCUACCCUUGGCUGUUGACCCCCGGAUCCAAGUUCGUGGCCAAGCCCGACCAAUUGAUCAAGAGACGUGGAAAGAGUGGCCUGCUGGCCCUGAACAAGACCUGGGCUGAGGCCAGGGAAUGGAUCGAGGCUCGUGCUGCCAAGGACGUUCAGGUUGAGACCGUCACCGGUGUUCUCCGUCAGUUCCUGGUUGAGCCUUUCGUGCCUCACCCCCAGGAGACUGAGUACUACAUCAACAUCCACUCCGUGCGUGAGGGUGACUGGAUCCUUUUCACCCACGAGGGUGGUGUCGAUGUUGGUGAUGUUGACGCCAAGGCUGAGAAGCUUCUGAUUCCCGUCAACCUGAAGAACUACCCCUCCAACGAGGAGAUUGCUUCUACUCUCUUGAGCAAGGUGCCCAAGGGUGUCCACAACGUCCUGGUUGACUUCAUCUCCCGCCUCUACGCUGUCUACGUCGACUGCCAGUUCACCUACCUCGAGAUCAACCCUCUCGUUGUCAUCCCCAACGCUGAUGCCACCUCGGCUGACGUUCACUUCCUUGAUCUGGCUGCCAAGCUGGACCAGACUGCUGAGUUCGAGUGUGGUACCAAGUGGGCCAUUGCCCGCAGCCCCGCCAACCUGGGCAUGCCCGUCCUUCCCCAGAGCGAGAAGGUCAACAUUGAUGCUGGCCCGCCCAUGGAGUUCCCCGCUCCUUUCGGCCGUGAGCUGAGCAAGGAGGAGAAGUUCAUCUCCGAGAUGGAUGCCAAGACCGGUGCUUCCCUCAAGCUCACCGUCCUCAACGCCAACGGCCGUGUCUGGACCCUUGUUGCCGGUGGUGGUGCCUCCGUCGUGUACGCUGAUGCCAUUGCCUCCGCUGGCUUCGUCAGCGAGCUCGCCAACUACGGUGAGUACUCCGGUGCUCCCACCGAGACCCAGACCUUCAACUACGCCCGCACCAUUCUCGACCUGAUGCUGCGUGCUCCUACCCACCCCGACGGCAAGGUCCUCUUCAUCGGUGGUGGUAUUGCCAACUUCACCAACGUUGCCUCCACCUUCAAGGGUGUCAUCCGCGCCCUGCGUGAGGUCGCCCCCGUCCUCAACGAGCACAAGGUCCAGAUCUGGGUUCGUCGUGCUGGUCCCAACUACCAGGAAGGUCUUAAGAACAUCAAGGCUGUUGGUGAGGAGCUUGGUCUCAACAUGCACGUCUACGGCCCUGAGAUGCACGUCAGUGGUAUCGUCCCUCUUGCCCUUCUGGGCAAGAAGACCGACAUCAAGGAGUUCGGUACUGCGUAGAAAAGGACACAGUUUCUCUGGUUUCUAAUUAAUUUAAUCUUCUAUGAGAAUUUUUUUCUUCUCAAUGCAUGGCAUGAUAUGGUUGUUUACGCUAUCUUGUUAUUUUUAUUGACGGUACAACGGUUUGCCCAGCUUUACACUGCAGGGCAAGUGGAAGAGGGGAGACUCGUUCUGGAGUUGAUGCUGCUUAGACUUGAGAUAGUCGUUAAUAGAACGAUAUGAUCUAUGAC